Messenger RNA from Drosophila rhopaloa, 1617 nucleotides. RefSeq names its product cytochrome P450 9b2. Gene Ontology annotation, molecular function: heme binding; monooxygenase activity; oxidoreductase activity, acting on paired donors, with incorporation or reduction of molecular oxygen. The record is from RefSeq and is a predicted model, not a curated record. Bases 35 to 1552 code for a protein of 505 amino acids. NCBI's taxonomy places the organism in Eukaryota, Metazoa, Arthropoda, Insecta, Diptera, Drosophilidae. The transcript has 4 exons.
GUUGACCAAGUGGUAGAACCUAUCUUGCCUAGCCAUGGCCCUACUAGAAAUUUGUCUAGCCCUCCUGGGCAUCGGUCUGCUGCUCUACAAAUGGAGCACCUCCACCUUCAAGACCUUCGAGGAGCGGAACCUGUACUUCGAGAAACCGUACCCCUUCGUCGGGAACAUGGCUGCAUCGGCCAUGCAGAAGGCCUCAUUCCAGAAGCAGCUCUCCGAGUUCUACAUUCGCACUCGACAACACAAAAUCGUGGGCCUAUUCAAUCUUCGUACGCCAAUGAUCCAGCUGAACGACCCUGAACUCAUCAAGAAGAUCUGCGUGAAGGACUUUGACCACUUCCCCAACCACCAGCUCUUCAUCACCACCAAUGAGCGUCUGAUCAAUGACAUGCUCAGCGUGAUGAGGGAUCAGCGGUGGAAGCAUAUGAGGAACACAUUGACCCCAGUCUUCACGGCUGCCAAGAUGCGCAACAUAUUCACCCUGAUGAACGAUAGCUUCGCGGAAUGCCUCCAGCACCUGGACACCCCAACGGGUACAUCGGCUGGCGGCAAGGGUUUCGAGGUGGACAUGAAGGUGUUGUGUAACAAGCUCUCCAACGACAUUAUCGCCACAACCGCGUUUGGACUGAAGGUGAAUUCGUUUGACAACCCGGAGAAUGAGUUCUACGAGAUCGGACAGUCACUGGUGUUCUCCCGCGGACUUCAGUUCUUCAAGUUCAUGAUGGCCUCGCUAGUGCCCAAACUUUUUAACUUAUUUGGUGUAACAAUCUUCGACUCCAGUAAAGUGGAGUACUUUGUUCGCCUGGUGGUGGAUGCCAUUAGGUACCGAGAAAAGAACAAUAUCACGCGUCCCGACAUGAUCCAACUGCUGAUGGAGGCCAAGAAGGAGUCGGAGGAUAAGUGGACCGACGAUGAGAUUGUGGCCCAGUGCUUCAUCUUCUUCUUUGCUGCCUUCGAAAACAACUCCAAUUUGAUUUGCACCACCACCUACGAACUGCUGCACAAUCCCGACAUCCAGGAGCGAUUGUACGAGGAGGUAAAGGAGGCCCAAGAGGCUCUGAAGGGCGGUUCCCUCACCUAUGACGCCGUGCAGAAGAUGACCUACAUGGACAUGGUCAUUUCCGAGUCCCUGCGUAAGUGGACUCUUGCGGCCGCCACCGAUCGUCUCUGCUCCAAGGACUACACCCUCACGGAUGAGGACGGCAACAAGGUUUUCGAUUUCAAGGUGGGCGACCGCAUCAAUAUCCCGAUCUCUGGGCUGCACAUGGACGAUCGUUACUUCCCGGAACCCAGAAAGUUCGAUCCGGAGAGAUUUAGCGAUGAGCGAAAGAACGAGUUGGUACCCUACACAUAUUUGCCUUUCGGUGUAGGACCUCGUAACUGCAUAGGAAACCGCUAUGCUUUGAUGCAGGUGAAGGGCAUGCUUUACAACCUGCUGUUGCACUACAAGAUCGAGGCUUCUCCAAGGACCACCAAGGAUCUGUGGGGAUCGGCACGCGGCUUUAAUUUUACCCCCCGGUCCGGAUUCUGGAUGAACUUGGUGCCCCGAAAAUAAAAUUAUGGUGUAAAUAAAAAGGCGACUGAGCUGUUUUAGAAUAAAAUACACAGACAUAUAUUUUA